This is a messenger RNA of Gaeumannomyces tritici R3-111a-1, 3637 nucleotides long. RefSeq lists its product as hypothetical. The coding region runs from base 197 to 3637 and encodes 1146 amino acids. The record is from RefSeq and is a predicted model, not a curated record. NCBI's taxonomy places the organism in Eukaryota, Fungi, Ascomycota, Sordariomycetes, Magnaporthales, Magnaporthaceae. Gene Ontology annotation, molecular function: DNA-binding transcription factor activity, RNA polymerase II-specific; zinc ion binding. Gene Ontology annotation, cellular component: cytoplasm. The transcript has 2 exons.
CGGCGAGGAAUUGGCACAGCGAGGAAUUCAGCAUCCACCAUCUCAUCGCAGCGAAAUAUCAUCCGCCACCCGCCCGACGCGCCGUCGUCGAAGAGUACCAGACUCAAACUGUCCAUGACCAAGACCUAGGCGGGCGCGGUCGGGCAAAGACCGACAGUCACACCGCGCCCCGGCGCCCCUGGCGCCCCGAUUCGCGAUGGACCUCUCCAUAUUCGAACAGCUGGGCGAGGAUGCAACAGCCAACUCGCGGUACGUCUGCCACACUGUCGACGACAUUCGCACCAACCUCGAGGCCAUUCUGCAGUCAAAGGCGACCGAUGCCAAGGCGGAACACACAACGAUAACCUUUAAGCUGCCCGCAUCAGCCACGCUGAGGGUAGUCGUGACCGACGCUGAGAAUGCCACCCUCGAAGCCGCCGCCGCGCUGGACCCGUCGCUGGGCGGCAUGCGCCUCCCCGGCGGCCCGGCACAGAUCCUAGCCCUGGGAAAUGGCUCCUAUCAGCGCCCUAUCCGCGCCCACGAUGCCAUCUCCAACCAGCCUCAGGACCACCCGUUCCUGCAGCGCGCCGCCGCCAAGAGCAUCACCGCUGCCUUGUCGCCUCCCAACGAGAUCGGAACCUCGUGGAUCCCCCGGAGCAUCACCCGGGUUCCGGCCGGCUGGACCUUUGAGUUCGUAUGCAAGGACUCUUUGCAAGAAUGGAAGCGCCAGUUUGCCAAGGGCGUUGCCCUGCCCGUUGUCGGUCUGUCCAGCGGCAAGGAUGGUCUGGACGCCGUCAACAUGAGCAGGCCCGCCUUUGACUGUCGUGGAACCGUGACCGUCCUCUUCAACAGACAGGCCAAACAGAUCGAGGUCAAGUACCACCACACUCCGCUGCACAAGACGGUGGCGGACCUGCUCGACUUUUUUACCCCGCCACCGGAACCGGUUACGCACAAGCGUCCACUGGAUGGAGAAGGGGAGGGAGCAGACGGAGCAUCGCCUCAGAAGAAGAAGAGAAGGAAAAGCCAGAAGACUGCGGAUCAGCAGGACGGCGGCGAAGGCGCAGAGGGCGGAGAGGACGGGUCUGUUAUAGACGGUACCCCGGCCAAGACGCCCAAGAGGAAGCGGCCGUCGAAGCCCAAAAAGCCAAAGACUCCAGCAGGGAGCCUCCCGGGUACCACCGGUGGUACUAACGCUGCCGCUACGAACCCAGACGGGAGUGCGGCCGCUGUCGCGUCUGGCGACGAUUUCCUCAACCUCCCACCAGGCGAGGCGGCUAGGCGCCGGGAAGUCGCCAACAAUCUGCUCUCUGGCAGUGGCAUCGACCCCGCAACUCUGUCGGAGGAGCAGUUUAAUAUCUUUUCAAACCAGUCGCCUGAUCUGCAGCAGGAGUCGCUGGCCAUGCUCGUCAAGUACGGCGCGGAACGCCUUAGGAUCGUCCAUCCGGCCAAUGCUUCUAGUGAUACACAAGCCAGCCAGCCCAGCGCUAGCAGUUUGGUGGAUGCUUCCCCUGCGCCCGAGGCUGCCGACUCGGCCAAAAAGACUGCCAGGCCUCGCAAGUCUGGGGCUGGGGCCGAGGCCGGGACUCCUUCAAAGGCCAAGCCACCAAAACUCACCAGAGGGAGGUGUGACGGCUGCAAGGAUAAGAAUAUCAAGUGCUCUAAGAUCAAGCCUGCCUGCAGUGAGUGCCAGGCCGAGGGCAUAGAGUGCGUCUACCAGCUUCAGCAGACAAAAGGUCCAAGGGGCCAAAAAUCGGACAAAUUUGUCCAAGAGUCUCCUGAAAUUGAGGAGGAAAUCCAAGUGCAACAAAAGCCGGACGAGCAAGUGGAGCAGGAAGAGCCAAGUCAGGAACAGCAGAUGCAAACUCAACAGCCUGAAGAGGAGGAGGAGGAAGAGGAGGAACCCGACGAUCUCCCAUCCCCUGGCUUUAGUCGGCCGGCAGGCGCUAAUAGCUGGAACCAAACUGCAACGCCUGACUUGUCAACGUACCAGCACCAAGUUGAGACAGUUCCGACGACGGCCGGACUUGCAUUUCCUCAGGACCUCGGAGGUUAUGUAGAUCACACGUCCAUCCACGUUGCGGAAUCUGUGCCUGCUGAGCCCGAGCCCGAGCCCGAGGUACACCACGUCCAACACGUCGAGCCCAUUCAGCAGUCCAUGGCCCGCGUUAGCCGCAGCAGUAGCGGUCGUCACAGCUUGCCGACAGGACAGCGCUCACAGACGGCAGUCGUGCCACCAGCAGCCGUGGAAACUACAGCAUCUUCGUCUGCCGGCUGGCAUCUUCCCGUUUCGUCAGCGGCAUCCAUGUCGUCGACGCUCAUAAGCGCUGAUUCCACAGCUGCUGCUGCCCUUGGCUACCACAUGCGCACAAGAUCCCGCACAUCGUUACCGUCUGCAGGUUACGCGUCUCAGGCCAUUACACAUCAUGGAUUGCCCGAUAUUCCAGCUUUGCCCCAGGCGGCACCUCAGCGUCAAAGCCAACCCUCGCCCGAAGUACCGACAUAUCAGCAGCCAGUGUCACAGCCCAUUGCGCAGCCGUCUAGGUCAGGGUCGAGGCAGAGUCAAAGGCCAUUAAGCCGCAACGCACACACAGUUCAGGCGCCGUCGCGAGACCGACAGCAACAAAACCAGCAGCACCAACAGCAAACCCAGGCGGCGACGAAAGACCGGCCGGCUUAUGGAUCAUCGACUGCUGAGGCGACCAAUGCUUCUGGGAGCGCGUCGGCACAGGAUCCCUAUGCUCAAUACUACAACACCCUGGGCACGGAUAAUACAGCGACGACCGCUGCCGAUCAAAGCAAUACCAACAUCGCAUACACGCCAUACUCCAACCAACCCGCCCCGACUGCAGCCUCCACCUACAACUACGACACGAGUGGCUACAACACUCGCUCUCACGCGUCGCAGUCAUACUCGAACCCAGUCAGCCAAGCAGCCGUUUCAGCAUCGUACACGACCGCCGGUGCUAAUAACACUAGCCAGUGGCCAAGCCAAACAGCCCAGACGCGUAGCUCUCAGGUGUACAACACGAACACGGCCACCAACGCCACGACGAACGCAUCAUCGAACAGCCGAAACGCCCAUCCCGGGACCUCAAAUUCGCCGGCUCUCCAGGGAUACAACGUGCGGCCGCAGUCAAAUUCUCCCCACACAAGAAGCGCAAGCCGAGCAUCAUACCAUCAGCAGCAGCAACAACACCACCAAGUGCCUCAGGCCCAACCACAAGCACACCCACAGCGCCAUCAGCGGCAACAGCAGCAACAACAGCAGCCGCCGCAAAAGCACCAGCAGCAGGGUUACGGGUCUUAUCUGCAACAGCCGCAACAAGAUGCUUCAUCCAACCAUCAGCAGCAGCAACCACAGCAGCGGCAGCAACAGCAACAGCAGCAACAGCAGCAGCAGAGCUGGUAUGGAUUCACCGCUGCUAACAGCAGUAACGGCUAUGGGGCGACGAACAAUCUGCAGCAGUCUUCGGCUAGUGGCGCUUAUGGGGCGACACAUGCUGGGGGCGGCUCGAGCUCGUAUGCCCAACAGCAACAGCAGCAGCAGCAGCAGCAGCAGCAGCACCGCUCGGUGAACCUGCAGGGAAGUACAUACGGCACUAUCGAGGCGAGCGAUGCCCUGUACAGCUUGCUGCAGAACAACCAGGGGCAUUAG